AUGUUAUCUAUAUUACUAAUUCUGGGCCUGAGUGCCGUCACCAACGCACAUGUCGCCGCCUGGGCGAAAGGGAUGUACUGUCUGAACGGCACCUCCGGCACUGACGAUCCCAACACCAACACGGCCGUCAACCCCUUAUACAUGCUCGAUCAAUCCGACUGGUGGUUCCAGCAUGACCGUGGCUGCGACAGCUUUCCUCCAGCAGACGGCGACUUCCUCGAGCUUCCUGCCAAUGGGCAAAUUACUGUGGAGCUGGCACACAACCGCGCGCAAACGACGCUCUCGUACAAUGGCCAAUACGCGGGCGAGUGGCCCGACGGCAAUGAGCAUCCUGAAGACUGGUCGGGUCCCGGGAACCCGCCUGACUGUAUCCAAGAUGACGGGGCGAUGCACACGCAGAACCAAUCCAUGGCCGCGGGGACGGCGUUCGCGAUCAGCUAUCAGAGCGACUUGACCCAGGUGACGAUGGAGAACCUUGUUGUGUUUAGUGUUUCAGAGCACACCCCGUGGAAGAGACUGGCGACGUACGACGUACCGGAUCUUCCUACCUGUCCGUCUGCAGGCUGCACCUGCGCUUGGCUUUGGGUUCCCAACGGUUGCGGACAACCUAACAUGUACAUGCACGGUUUCAAAUGCACCGUGACGGGAGCCAGCUCGACCAAGACUGUUGCUGCGGCACAAGCUCCUGUCUACUGCGGUGACGACUCAUCGAAAUGUGUCAAGGGCGCCAAGCAGAUGAUCGCAUGGAACCAGAAAUCCGGUAACAAUGUGGAAACCUCAGGUGGGAUCAGUCCCGCGUACAGCAGCGUGUUGGGGUGGGAGAAUGGUGCUCAAAAUGAUAUUUUCAACUAG
Molecule: messenger RNA, 852 nt
Organism: Aspergillus japonicus CBS 114.51
Lineage: Eukaryota; Fungi; Ascomycota; Eurotiomycetes; Eurotiales; Aspergillaceae
Product: lignocellulolytic auxiliary activity family 14 protein
Exons: 6
Coding region: 1-852 (283 amino acids)
Source: RefSeq, a predicted model, not a curated record